CAUAAGCGACGACCGCAAGCGACCCCGAAAACGAGAGAGAGGCAACGACACGCAACGCUUCAACCCACGCCCUGCCGACCGACGCUCCCAUAUUCGAAAUGAACGGCAUCUCGAAAACCAAGAAGGGACUGGGCGACUCCAUCUGGGCUGCCCGAGGCAAAGCUCAACCCUCGUACAAAUACCAGUCGAACCAGUACCAUUCCUCCGUCAUCACACCCGCCGCACCGAGACCGCCCUCCCCGAUCAAGAACGGCGCCUUUCGACCCGCCACGACCGCCUCCACGCCUGGUUCGGCUACACCCAACAGCAACGGCAACGGGAACACAAACACAAACACAACCCCCAUCUCUCACACACCUCGACUGAGCGGUGGCCCUUCGGCGCAACAGGAGUUCAAGCGGUACAUCCAAAUCGUCCGCCGACUGAAGUGGAAGCUGCCGUACCUGAGCCACGGGUACCACCACGCCAUAGCACGGCCUGGGUCGCCGCUGUACGGGGGCGAGACGGACGCCGAGGAGGCGGAGCUCAUGUUCAAGCUCGACUUUUACGAGUAUUACAUGCUGCUGGAGCGGGCGUUGGUGCAUUUGAUGGGGGUGUUUGGGAUUACGAUCUCGCGGGACGGGUGGGUUACUACGACGACGAUGACCACGGCGAGGCAGGGGAAUGGGACGCAGCAGCAGGCGACGCAUACGUAUCAUCAGAAUGUGAUUGCGGCGUUGGAGAAGGAGGAUAAUCCGCUUCAUGAGGCGUUGGGGAGCGGAGAGGUGGUGUUUCAGUUGUUGAGGGCCAAGGAGCUGCGGAAUCGAUGGAAGUAUGCCGAGGAUCCUGCCGACCCGGACGGCAGCGGCAGCGGCAACAGGAACGGCGGCAGGAGCAGCAUGGCGGCGAGGGAGAGGGCUGGGACGGCGCCGUUGGAGAGCUAUGACCUGGAUAGGAUUUUUAAGUACAUCUUUGCCGGGUUCGAUGCUGGGUAUGCGGUUGCGGAGCAGUGGGUGCAGGCGGAGAUGGGGGCUGGUGGUGUUGGUGGUGGUGCCGGCGGUGCUGGUCUAGGUGGUGGGGUUGUCGAGAUGGAAGAGGAUGAGUUUGAUUUCAUGGUCGAGGCUAUGGAUUGGGAGGCUGUUUAGUGAGCUGUUGGUUUUGGGGCUGGAUGGUUCUUGUUGGACGCAAUGUUGUGGAUGUUGGUAUUAGUCCCGUGAUGGAGAGGAAAGGUGCUGCUCCUCGGUGGUGUUAGAUCAUAAGUCUGACGGGAGACGUUGGUCCGGACCGUUGAGGGCCUUGUGAGGAUCCAAAUGGUGGCAUAGCAUGCAUUAUUAGACGAUACCCCUUAUUCUUUAGGUUGUUGACUAGAAGUAUAUGAUUUCAAGAACUUGGUUUCUUGACCUGGCUUGAGGUGUUCAGGCUUGCUCGAGCUAUGGGAUUGUGAAACU
Messenger RNA from Colletotrichum acutatum, 1427 nucleotides. RefSeq lists its product as uncharacterized. The record is from RefSeq and is a predicted model, not a curated record. Bases 99 to 1124 code for a protein of 341 amino acids. Lineage: Eukaryota; Fungi; Ascomycota; Sordariomycetes; Glomerellales; Glomerellaceae. The transcript has a single exon.